Messenger RNA from Nelumbo nucifera (sacred lotus), 1272 nucleotides. The record is from RefSeq and is a predicted model, not a curated record. NCBI's taxonomy places the organism in Eukaryota, Viridiplantae, Streptophyta, Magnoliopsida, Proteales, Nelumbonaceae.
CUGUGUCAAUAGAAAUUUUCUAAAAUUUGAAAUCAAAGACCACAAUGGUAAACGCAUUCUACUUUUGUGGUAGAAAUUUGUUACGACUAUAAUGGAAAAAGCACCCUUUAAUCUGUACAAGAGGAGGGUAUUUGGUAUCGUGGUAUUUUUAAGUCACAUAUUUGAAUUUAAACCAUGAUUUGUAAGAAUUUCCAUUAUUCAUACUCUUCUUUCUCAAGAAAAUGAAAGAGUCCAAAGGACCAGCGUGGGGGGUGGUGUUCUCAGUUCGCCACCGUAACCACCACCAUGGGCCAUGCUUGACGCUCCUGAUCAAGAGAGAGAAAAUGAACCUUGCAGCAACGCUAGAAGUUACAUUGCCCAUUAAAACAAACCCACCUCAAAACAACAGGCAGAAAACAGCAACGACUACUCCAUUAACGAUUUGAAUGUCUCAAACUCUCUCUUCCUCCGUUUCUGUUGUGUUUCCCUUGUUCUUCUUUCAGAGGCGAAGGCGCGAUAACAUUCCUGCAAUUUAAACCUUCUCUUUUGUCUUCUUCCCUGGCGGCCCUUUAAAUGCAAUCCUCCCCAACAUCCCCCCUCGAAGUAAUCAAGUUCUGCUCUCUUUCUCUCUCUCUGAACCAAAGGCAUCUCCCUCGGAAGUUUCUCUCUCUCUCUGUACAGUACCAUAGAAAGCAGAAAGAAGAUGGAGCCAGGUCCACCGGUAAUAGCCAAGAAAAAGUGUAACAUCGUACGGAUAGUGUUCUUUAUGCUGAGAAAAGGCAUUUCGAAGCGGAAGUUAAUGAUGGAUCUUACUUAUCAAAAAAAAAAAAAAGUUAAUGAUGGAUCUUCACCUGAUGAUGAAACGUGGCAAGCUUGCUGGGAAGACUCUGGGCAACCUGAUGUUCCACCACUACUCCAAUCUCAGUUGCCGCUCCAACGACGUACAGCUUUCCGUGGAGGCGUCGCCGUUGGUAAACCUGCCGGGGUUCGGGAAGAGCCCCAUAGUACAGGCGAGGAAGACAGCCACGUCGACAAGGCAGUUGAGGAAUUUAUUGAGAGGUUUUAUAAGGAUCUAAGGCAGCAAAAGAGGAUGGCUGCUCUCGAGGCAAGAUACCAUGAUAUGUGGUCGUCCCUGGGUUAAGAUACCUGUGUCAGUUGUCGGCCGGACUCCGGCUUUGAAUGUAAGACAGACCUACUACCGGCAAUAAAUUGGAACGAGUGCUUGACCGAAAGGUUGUCAAUGUUGGAAAGGAUGGGCUGGUGGACAUGGCUGAGGGAACGGGCUUAGCAACU